GGUCGUCUUCUCCGUGCUCGUUGCCGUCGUUCACGCCGUGCUCGUCGCCGCCGUUCGCGCCGUGGGUCGUCGCUGCCGUGCUCGUCGCCGCCGUUCACGCCGUGGGUCGUCGCUGCUGGCUGCUGUGUGCAGCGGGUAACGCGUGGCUGCUGUCGUGGCUGGUUGCAGGGGUCGUGGCUGGGUUCCGAGGUCGCGCUGUGUGUUGGAGCUUCGAGGGGUUGCAGCUGCGUUCUAAAGCCAACAACAACUCAGCUUUUGCUUCUGCUUUUUUCAGUUUCAUUAUUAGUGCAAGAUGCCUCGUUCUAAAGCCAACAAGAACUCAAAGAAACAGAAGGGCAUUGACUUCAAGAAAAUAAGGCGAAAGGUUGGGAGGAAACUGCCACCACCUAAGAAUACAACAGAUACUGAAAUUAAAUCUAAAGCAAUUGUUCUUCCGGAACAGAGUCUUGCGGCAGAGAAGGCAGGUUUGGCUGUAAACAAGAAAGGUUUGACUUUAAAAGAACUUCUCCAGCAAACAUCUCAUCACAAUCCAAAAGUUCGUAGAGAUGCAUUGAUUGGUAUUAAGGAUUUAUUCACCAGAUAUCCAGCUGAACAGAAGUUGCACAAAUAUGCUGCUGUAGAAAAACUUCGUGAGCGCAUUGGUGAUGAUGAUAAAGUGGUUCGAAAAUCAUUAUAUGAUCUUUUUAAAGUAGUGAUUUUACCUUGCUGUAAAGAGGACAAUCAAGAGCUGAUCGUUUCUUUAUUGGUGCCUUACAUUUUUAAUGCAAUGACUCAUUUGGUGGUUGAUGUUCGGAUGAUGGCAUUUGAUUUUUUAGACCUCAUUCUUGAGUUUUAUCCUCCUUCCUUUUCACCAUCUUAUGCAGAAAAGAUUUUUCAGAAUUAUGAGGAUAUUCUAGUGAGGAACCAGUACUAUUUACAGGACAAAGGAAAACUAAAGGAUGCUCUUGCUGGGCUGGUUCGCUGCUUGUCACUCCUGCCAUGGAAUAAAGAAGAAACUGAUUUGCACAAUAAGGAUGCUACUGGACAAAGGGUAUUGCAUGCCUUUGAAGUUGAUGUGUCUAUGAGCUCUAAUGGUUUUUCUUAUAUCAUAAAGAAUUUGAAGGAUCUAGUGCCAGUAUUAAUAAAUAGUUUCCUGGAAUUUAUUCCAUUGGUUCAUGCUAUGGAAAGUCUUGAAGGGAAGUCUUUUGGUUGUAUGAUAUCCAUUCUUCAUAGCAUAUAUCUUAUAGUCAGGUCUAUUGCUUAUGGGACUGAUAAGGAUUCAGAAUCCCCAAGUUCUCAAGGUGGACCUGAUGCAGCUGUAUGGGAUGUUAACAUCUCUUCUACAUUCUUGAAGAAAUUAUUUCCUCGUUUCCCCCUCAACCCGGUUGAUCAUCUUUCUGAAAAGGAUUGUGAUAGGUUGUUUGACUUGAACAUGAUCGUUGCCAAAAUAUUUUUUGAAUUAAAUGAAUGGACGAGUCUUCCUCCUAAUUUGUUGGAGACAUUUCUAGAAUUUUUUGAAAAUGCUUUGCUUGGGAAGUUCUGCAGGGCUACACAGUCUGGUAAGGCUGUCUGGGAAGAGUGUUUAGUUCAGCUCCUUUCAUUUAUUCCUAAAUUUCUUUCACGUGGGGCAAGCUCUUGGACAUCACGUCUUCUUCAGGCUUUUACCCAGACAUUUAGGGAAAGCAAGCCAGGUUCCUUGAUGAAAUUGGCAUGUGUUUCUGCUAUUGAAGAUAUGCUAACUCCUAUUGAAAGCAUGCUUUCCAUAGAGACAAGCAAUCCAGAAAAUUUAGAACUUCAAGAUGCCUUACUCGCAUGGAUUAGAGAGCUCCCUCUGUUGCUUAUCCAGCUUGGAGAUAAACACCCAACCUGCUCCCAGGUUGUGUUACGCCUUCAACUUCGUAUUGGACAAUGUUCUUUGUUGAAUUCAUCACUUGUUUGUAUGUAUGACAACACACAGUACUCAUUGCUAGAUUUUUAUUGUACAUGUCAAGGAGGACAGAUAUGUUAUGGUCCUUUUCUCAGGCUUCCUAGAGAAUCUCAAGAGCUCUCUUUAUGUUCCCUUUACUAUUUCUCUUAUUUGGACCUGCCUAUUUUAAAGUCAAUAGCUUGUUGUUGCCUAAGUGCAGAUCUAGAUCCCUAUGUGUUAUUUAGGAUCAUAGAGGUUCUCCAUUCAGCCUAUAGAGAUGGACAUAUAAAAAUUGCAGAUUACUUGAGUGUUUUCAUCACCUUGGUCUUGCGUUUCAAAGUUUCCCCUGAAAUCGGUUCUGCUGGUUUUAAGAGUGAUCCACUCUGCCAAACUUUGAAGUCAAUGACAACUGUUCUUUGCUCAUACAUGGCACAGAUGGGUGACAAUUCUCUUGUUCUGCAGAUAGUAGAGAAAGUGGUAAUUGAUCAGAUACCACAAAUGCCUUCUUUGGAUAAUAGUUGCUCUCUCCUGAGAAUGCUUGUUACAGUGGAUUCCAAGCCCACAAGACUUUCUGAACAAAGCAUUAUCAUUCUAGGCCAGCAUCUUUCUGAAUAUCUGAUGGAUGCUGUGCAGUGCAUUCCAGAAGAUGGUGAUGAACAGGGGACUCCCUCCAUUCAAUUAAGUACUCAGCAUUAUUAUCUCCUACCUUGUUUUUUCUUGUUUGAUCGGUGCCAUAAACUUAUGAAUCUUGUGUUGAAGAGAAUGGGAUCAGCUAUAACUGAAAGUAGUUUGUCACCAAUAUCUGAUAAAUGCACUCAACAUACAAGGAACUGUUUGGAUAGAGUGAAUGCUGUCACUUCUGUACUUUUUUUGAUGCACAAGGAUGCUAAAUUGCAACCGAUUAUGUCUUUAUUCAAGGAAGAUAUUGAUAACGUCAUACAUAAAGUUUUUUCUUUAAAGACAUCAGGGCGGAUCAGUACGACAAUUGAAGAAAGGCAUGAAAUACAAUGUGCAUUUGAACGACUGAAAAUCUUAACGGGAUAACAAUUGUCAAGAAGGAUGUUCUGAAUUGAGAAACUGGUUCAUGAUAUUUGCAGGCAUCGUUGGCAUAGAAGGGAGUUUUUUUUGUCAAAUUGACAGACAGAGGACAUGGACUGAGCUCUGGGGUAGGUGUAAUUUGAUCUCUCUCCAUAUGUGUGUGCCCUUUUUGUCUUAGAUUGCUUCCGAGUUGUAACUUUUUCUCUCUAACUUGCGGCGAAGUCUGGAUCAAAACUGGUAAACUUUGUUAGGGUAAACUCGGCAUCAGUUUUAUUACUAUCAGAGCAUACUUGGCAUUGGCAUCCUCAUCUACUAACCUACUUCUCCCAAGUUUAAUUUGCAAGCAGUUUUGAGGCCUGCCUGCAGCAGGCACUUUAUUUCACUUUGGAGAAAUCUAAAUUUUGCAUGCAGCCUCAGUUUUGUUUCACUGUGUUUCUAUUAGCUAGCCUCGUGAUGAGCGUCAAUGGCUUAGACACAGUAGAUAUUAUAGUUUUCGUGUUAAUUUUCUUUCCUAUACAAGUAUACAACAAUAGUGUUAAGACUAAAGAUUUCUGACCAAAAUUUUGAUGAUAAUAUAACUUUAUAUGAGAUUAUUUAAGUAAUUUAACAAAGUCACCAAGUGUAAAAAAUCA
This is a messenger RNA of Glycine soja, 3555 nucleotides long. RefSeq lists its product as uncharacterized. The record is from RefSeq and is a predicted model, not a curated record. The coding region runs from base 293 to 2929 and encodes 878 amino acids. NCBI's taxonomy places the organism in Eukaryota, Viridiplantae, Streptophyta, Magnoliopsida, Fabales, Fabaceae. Gene Ontology annotation, cellular component: nucleus. The transcript is spliced from 21 exons.